AUGGCCCGCUUGCAGGAUCCACAACAAGCCUCCGGAGAACGACUCCUCGCCCAGCUUGACGACGCACUGACUCGUUACGAAUCAGCUCAGUGCUUCUCUUGUGGCGGGUCUCUUCCCGUUUCUCCCACAUCUGACUAUGGAGAUUUCACGAGCGAAAAGAAACCAGUAACUUGUCCUCGGCCAGUUAUCUUCUGGCGUAACGGAAGAGUGUCCAAGUAUACAACCAUCGAUUGCACGUGGACUGCUACGAGGGACUGGGAGAAUAGUCUGGAAGAGUUGGUCCAAGAUUGUUCCCCUGCCACUUUUGGAUGCGACGACAAAAAUGUCUUCGAUGAGAAGAUCCGCAAGGCCGGAGCAAUAGGUGCGCAUUCCGUAUCCACGAAUUUCAACCCAUAUGACUUCGGCAUUAUAGAUGCUGUUACCCGAGAGCUACUCCCUGGAAUCGUAAGAGCUGGGAAGGAGCCGGCGGUGGAGAGAUGGGGAAUCAUCGCGGAGCUCUACCAGCUGAAUAUCUAUUCAGGGCCAUCAGGCAUGUUCAAGUCCCACGUGGAUACACCCCGCGGACGAACACACUUUGGCUCGCUUGUCGUCGUCUUGCCAACUGAAUUUCAAGGCGGUCAGCUGAAAAUUGUCCACAUGGGUCAGGAGCGGGUUUACCUCGAACAACCUAAGUGGCAUUUCCGUAACGAUACUAUCAGAUGGGUUGCGUUCUACAGCGACUGCGAACACGAAGUUCUGCCCGUCUCUGCCGGGCACCGUGUCACGCUAACUUACCAUCUUUACGUCUCUGCACAUAUGGGCGGACUGGCACAGCCGCAACUCCAGACUCCAGGUUCGAAGACUUACCCCAUGUAUUGUGGCGUCAAAAACCUUCUUGCAUCACCUACGUUUAUGAGAAGUGGUGGAAUCCUCGGCUUCCAUUGCUCGUUCCAAUACCCUGAGACGUGGGAGGGCACGUAUUUCUACGAACGCUAUCCGCGUACACUAAAGGGCAUCGACGCCGUCAUCUUCGCGGUCUUCCGAGCCUUCGGACUCACUGUUCAUAUAAAACCCUACAACUGGCGAGUGGAGAUGGCAGAUGUCAAGACACGGCAUCAGAUUCUUCUCUCCGCCGGAGUAACCACCGGCGGAGAACCAGCAGUGAACAACAAAGAGCUUGAACAGUUUGGACGCGGACACUAUGUCGGCGAUGAAAUUUUCAGCCACGCCAAUUGGUUCAAUGAGAUGCCCCAGGGGGUGUCGGCUGGGGCAGGAUAUCUCGUCGGCGCAAAGCCAACUCGGUGGUUAGGCAAUGAAGCCGAAGUUGAAUGGGACUAUUCCUUUCGUGCGUUGUUCGUGGUAGUCCCCGCGUUUUCGGACCGAAUCCUUGAAGCUUAA
Messenger RNA from Diaporthe amygdali, 1377 nucleotides. RefSeq lists its product as uncharacterized. The coding region runs from base 1 to 1377 and encodes 458 amino acids. NCBI's taxonomy places the organism in Eukaryota, Fungi, Ascomycota, Sordariomycetes, Diaporthales, Diaporthaceae. The transcript has 2 exons. The record is from RefSeq and is a predicted model, not a curated record.